Messenger RNA from Camellia sinensis, 1038 nucleotides. The record is from RefSeq and is a predicted model, not a curated record. Lineage: Eukaryota; Viridiplantae; Streptophyta; Magnoliopsida; Ericales; Theaceae.
AUGUCAAAUGCAAGCAUCUCAGUUGUCAUUCCUGAUUGGUUUGAGAGUCUUUAUUGUGGCAUUAUACACUUGGAUCUUUCUAACAACCAGAUCAAAGGAAAGGUGACAAUAUUUCAAAAAUGUAAAUAUAGUGCUCAUGAUAAACAGUUACUAUUGAGUUCUAACAGAUUUGAGGGCCCACUAGCACCGCUUCCUUCAGAUGUUUAUGUCUUGGAUCUCUUCAACAACUUGCUUUUAGGACCUAUUACUGCAAAGGAUAUAAAUAUUAUUGAUUUCUCAAACAAUCAGUUAUCAGGAAAAAUUCCUCCUUGCUUGGGGCAAUUGGAUCAGUUGUCGGUGCUAGAUUUGACGAAUAAUAGUCUAUAUGGUGAAAUUCCAAGUUCAUUGGGUUCCCUACAAUUUCUCACUUCCUUGCACUUGCGUAACAAUAAGUUUCAUGGGAAGCUUCCUUUGUCCUUACAGAAUUUGACACAACUUUUCACCAUUGAUCUAGGUGAAAAUGUGCUCACUGAUAAUAUCCCUCCAUGGAUUAGAUAUAACCUAACUAAUCUUAGAUUUUUCAGUCUUCAAUCAAAUAAUUUCUAUGGUGAUAUUCCUCCACAACUCUGUUAUCUCCAAGAUUUGCAAUUGUUGAACUUGGCACAAAAUAACAUAACGGGAAAUAUCCCUCGUUGUUUUGGCAACUUCACUGCCAUGGUUGACCUACAUCGUGGGCACUUUUCUUAUCGAUUUAAUUAUUCUAUUGAAGCAAAUUAUGAAGAGAACAUUUUGGAUUCAAUGAAAGGAAGAGAACUAGAAUACACCAAGACACUCAAAUUUCUCGUCUCCAUGGACCUUUCGAACAAUGGCAUUGUUGGAGAGAUUCCAAAAGAGUUAAUGGAUCUUUCUGGAUUGCUCAACUUGAAUUUAUCUGGAAAUCAUCUAAAAGGAAGGAUCCCUAAUAAUAUUGGCAAUUUGACACAAUUGCAAUCUCUUGAUUUGUCUCAAAACAAACUUUCUGGCCCCAUUCCUCCAAGUCAAGACUCGAAGAUCGAUUGA